This is a messenger RNA of Oppiella nova, 1122 nucleotides long. The record is from the annotation of a GenBank genome assembly. Lineage: Eukaryota; Metazoa; Arthropoda; Arachnida; Sarcoptiformes; Oppiidae.
AUGCACGCAAAGAGUGUCCCGAAUGUCGACAACCGUUCACCACAAGAAAGAGAUCCAAGGCUUCAGUCGACGAUAAUAAUAUGUGACUUCGAGUGGAAUGGCUGUCCAGAAGCGGUGGCAUUGGAGUCGAUGUCAACACAUGUGAAGACAUGUGAACACAAGAAGUGCAAGAAGUGUGGACACAGUGUUGGACAGACACCUGAAGACAGACACACAGAUGACGUGUGUAUUAAACUGUUGCUGAAAGACAGCAAUGAAUUGAACGAAAAGUUACAGAAUUUGCAGAAUAAUUACAAAAGCGUUGAAAACGACAAGAAUUUACUGACAAAACAGAUGAAAGAAAUGAAAGAAAAUGCUUCGGAAAUGGAUGUCAAGUACAGGGAACUGGAGGCCAAACACCAGAAUUUGAAGGAAUCAAUGGAUAGCGUGUCUAAAAGCAAUAUAAAGCAAAAGCAUGAGUCGGUUGACUCGAAACCCGUUGAGACCAAUACUGUCGACAAAACCGCCGAUGAAAUGAAGACAAUUGAGGACAACGUUAAACAGACGGCACACAGACUUCGGGACACUUUACACGUCCAAUACAUACUGUUCGGCACCUAUAGGACAGUCCCAAAGUCAGUGGAGUUGUAUGAGGACGGCAUCCAAAUUACAGACAUUCAGCCAAACAAUGGAAAUCGAAAAUUCAAAUAUGAUUUUAUAUUACAAUUCAAUGAUAUGCAACGCCUGGCCAUUUGCACCGACCCCUCACUGCCCCUCUUAUGUAUUAAACCCGUGGAGGACUACAAUCGUAUGGUUCAAAAGGGACUCCAUUUGGGAAGUAAUUCUCCGAAUGGUCUUCGGUUUGACAUCAAUUCCUAUGAUACGAGUGAACAGAAUAUAGUGAUUGUAUUGAAAGAGAGAAUCAGCGAUGAGUUUGUGGUACUAUUGAGCGAUCAACUCAAGCGUCUGAACAGACGCUGUAAUUGUCAUCUAAUUGGUUUGGCUGAUGCACAGGUAGUUGUGUCAACGAAUGUGUCCGAACCACAGACAACCCGCACUUCUAUUGACAAUAUCAUAGAGUCUGUGGUCAGUGAGCACUGGUAGCCACCAAUCAAUUCAGUUUACUUGUUAUUACUACGGCAC